UGACGAUUUUCCUUCACACCCCCGCCUCCCUUUCUUUCUUUCAUUCAACACACGAUCUCCUCUCUCGCCCCGAUUCAGAUCGAUCCCCUCUCAUCCCCCGAUUCAGAUCUCGCCCGCCGCCGCACGUUCUGCUCACCACCAGCCCUGGGGCCUCCUCCCUUCUUCUCGGUGUUCGGGAUUGAUGGCGAUGUUGAUGAAGGAGGAGAGGGCGGUGGACGAUGCCCCGGGCUACCCCAAGGCCUACGCCAGGCUCUGCCGCGCCGGCGUUGGCGGGGGCGCGCUCGGCGCCUUCCUCCCCUACGCCCUCCAGCCCCACGAGGCUGCUGCAGUUCUGCACCAUCCUUGCCUUUCAACAAUCGCCAUCUUGAGAACACCGCCGCCGCCCGCUGAUUUGGAGCAGACCUGCAGCAGCACACCGCCGCCGUCCAGCACGACUCCGUCUCCGCGCCAGGUGUCUACCACGACCUCGUCCCGCCCCAAGGGCCGCUGCAGGCCCCCCGCUACGUCGACCUCGUCCCGCUCGAAACAUUACAACAAAGAUUCAUGGAGCCCGAGGCAUCCAAGGAGGCGGAGGCCGGAGAUCCAGCAGAUCCUCGCGUCCUAGUGUCCAGUGACGAUGAGAUAGACUAAUCCGUGGAGCCUGAGUUCUACGACCCCACCAUAGACGAUGUCGAUGAGCGGUGGGCACACAAGCAGAGGAAAGGGCAGACUUCUAAUGCCGUGCUGAGCUGCCUGGCGUGUUUCACUACCUUGUGCCUGGAUUCCCAGAGCAGGUAAAGUGAAGCGGUGGCCGGCGACGAUGCGCAAGUGGGCGCUCCUUCUCGUCGUCCUCCUCCCCUAGCACGUGGUCGCGAUGCAUCGAUCUCAUGCGCGCACACGACUAGACUCCAUAGUCGACAACCAUUCCACACCUGCAUGUACUGUGCGUCGGUCGUAGUGGCAUGGCAGACCAAGAGGGAAACACAAGCAUUCCCCCUGGAUCACAACGGGGGCGCCAAAGCCUUUUUUUAUUUCUUCCAUUGGUGUGUUUCUUGUUGGGUUCUAUCUAAUGAGUUGUCUAAUUUUGAGAGAUGCCAAUUAAUAAAUGUCUCGUCUCGUCUGGUUUCCAGCGAUAAAAUGGUGCGUAAGUUCUGAUCUCUUUUGAGAUUUUG
Messenger RNA from Hordeum vulgare subsp. vulgare (domesticated barley), 1151 nucleotides. RefSeq lists its product as uncharacterized. The record is from RefSeq and is a predicted model, not a curated record. Lineage: Eukaryota; Viridiplantae; Streptophyta; Magnoliopsida; Poales; Poaceae. The transcript has 5 exons. The coding region runs from base 182 to 604 and encodes 140 amino acids.